AUGACUGGUCAUAAACCCAAGAACUGGUUUAGGUGGCUUCCACUAGUUGAAUGGUGUCAUAACACUAACUUCCACACCAGCAUCAAGAUGUGCCCCUUCAAGGCUUUGUAUGGCUAUGAUCCACCUCAUCUUGCUUUCCCCUCAACAGCCACCACAUCUGUCAAAGUUGUUGAAUAUUACUUGAAGCAGAGAUAUUCUACUUUGGAUAUUCUCAAGGAGUCACUACACAAGGCUCAAGAACGGAUGGUGCACUAUGCCAAUGAAAAGAGGAUUGAUAGGUCUUUCCAAGUAGGUGAUGCAGUCUACCUCAAACUCCAACCCUACAGACAAUCUUCAAUAGCACUUAGAAAAAAUUUGAAGCUCUCUGCCAAAUACUAUGGCCCAUUCUUGGUCAUUUAG
Molecule: messenger RNA, 399 nt
Organism: Papaver somniferum (opium poppy)
Lineage: Eukaryota; Viridiplantae; Streptophyta; Magnoliopsida; Ranunculales; Papaveraceae
Exons: 1
Coding region: 1-399 (132 amino acids)
Molecular function (GO): nucleic acid binding
Source: RefSeq, a predicted model, not a curated record